Neolamprologus brichardi is the source of this 8007-nucleotide messenger RNA. It is a transcript of the gene stx1b, whose product is annotated as syntaxin 1B. NCBI's taxonomy places the organism in Eukaryota, Metazoa, Chordata, Actinopteri, Cichliformes, Cichlidae. The record is from RefSeq and is a predicted model, not a curated record. Gene Ontology annotation, molecular function: SNAP receptor activity; SNARE binding. Gene Ontology annotation, cellular component: SNARE complex; presynaptic active zone membrane; endomembrane system. Gene Ontology annotation, biological process: synaptic vesicle fusion to presynaptic active zone membrane; intracellular protein transport; exocytic insertion of neurotransmitter receptor to postsynaptic membrane.
UCUGCAGCAUCAGUACCACCUCCCCCGUGCCUCCUCCCCCUCUCUCUCUCGCUCGGUUUUCCUGCCGGGCUGCUGCUUUGCGCGCUGCGGGGCCACACUGCGACCACACCGAGGAGGAAGAAGAGAAAGCCGCGGACCGACGGGGGGGCCAGCCGAGCCAGAGCGGCGGACAUUAAAAAAAAAAAACGAAUAAGAAGAAGGACGCGGGAGGAAGAAGGAGGCGCGGACAGCGAGCCCGAGGAGCAGAAGCAGAAGGCGGAGACGCGUUCCUCCCUCCAUCUCUGCCUCCGUGAAGAAGAGCCGAGAGGAGCAGCAGCAGGAGGACCGCGAGGACCUCGCAGCGGAGAAAACGACGAACGACGCGGAGCCGGAAGCCUCCCCCCCUCCCCCCUGGACCAGGGACGAUUCUCCGUUUGUAGCAGCGGCGCGGCGACACGAUGAAGGACCGCACGGCGGAACUGCGAAGCGCAAAGGACAGCGACGACGAUGAGGAGGUGGUGCAGGUGGACAGGGACCACUUCAUGGACGAGUUCUUCGAACAGGUGGAGGAGAUCCGAGGCUGUAUAGAAAAGCUGUCGGAGGACGUGGAGCAGGUCAAGAAGCAGCACAGCGCCAUCCUGGCCGCACCCAAUCCUGACGAAAAGACCAAGCAGGAGUUGGAGGACCUCACAGCUGACAUCAAGAAGACAGCCAAUAAAGUUCGCUCAAAAUUAAAAGCAAUCGAGCAGAGCAUCGAGCAGGAGGAGGGGCUCAACAGAUCAUCAGCGGACCUCAGGAUCCGUAAGACGCAGCACUCGACAUUGUCACGCAAGUUCGUGGAGGUGAUGACUGAGUACAACACCACGCAGUCCAAGUACCGCGACCGCUGCAAGGACCGCAUCCAGAGGCAGCUGGAGAUCACUGGAAGAACCACUACCAACGAGGAGCUCGAGGACAUGUUGGAGAGUGGCAAGCUGGCCAUCUUCACUGAUGAUAUCAAAAUGGACUCUCAGAUGACGAAGCAGGCCCUGAACGAGAUCGAGACCCGGCACACUGAGAUCAUCAAGCUGGAAAACAGCAUCCGUGAGCUGCACGACAUGUUCGUCGACAUGGCCAUGCUGGUCGAGAGCCAGGGCGAGAUGAUUGACAGAAUCGAGUACAACGUGGAGCACUCCGUCGACUACGUGGAGCGAGCCGUCUCCGACACCAAGAAGGCCGUCAAAUACCAGAGCCAGGCUCGCAAGAAGAAGAUCAUGAUCAUCAUCUGCUGUGUCAUCCUCGGCGUGGUCCUGGCGUCGUCCAUCGGUGGCACGCUGGGCAUGUAACGCGCUCCGCCACCUGCUGCCGUGACGACCGAACACCGACUGACCGACCGUCCGACCGACAGCCAGCAGAGAAAAGAAACACCAACGACGACACAAAAACUUGAAACACAAAUGCAAGACAGAUAACCAAUCAGCUAGGAAGAGAUAACGACCCAAUCACAGAUAAGAGGAAACACCACGGGUUCGGGUGGGGUUCAAAAAACAAGAAAAAACCACGAGAAAACACCAUGACAUCAUAGCUGACUGACUACACCACAUAUACAAAAGAGGGUACAGAUAAACCUAUUUAUUACAGAUGUACAUGUAAAUGUAUCGAACAUGAAGCAACACGUGGGUUAGCUACCUGUAAAAACUGAUGACCUAUAAUAUGGCAUUUACUUGUUUGUUUGCUUGUUUUGCCUCUUUUCUUAUUUUUUAAAAGUUUCUUUCGUUUUUCCGGAGUCUCCGAGGACAGUGACGGCGACGGCUGCCGGGUGGGAGUUCUGCCCGUCGAGGCUCCGGAGCUUAGCGCCUUCGGGAACGAGCUCAGAUAACGAAAUAAAAGGCCAAAAAAAAGAGAGAGAACAUGUUUCUAUCACAUUCUGGAACUCUGGAGCGUUCCCGAGCUGCGCCCUGGAAUACUUCCUGUUCCAGAGCGCAGACGGGAAAAGCAGCCGAAGGUUCCGGAAUGUCAGCCUGCAGAACGAGCACCCUCCGGCUUUGGCAGAACACGCUCCGCCCCCUUGUUGCUAGGAGGGGUUUCACCGCUGCCUCUUUAGACCACCUCUCAUUGGUUGCUCACUCCUGGCGUUCACCUCAGUCAGCCAAUGAAAUUAGCUUAACCUGGCGAAGCCCGGCCUGCCACGCGUUAUUUAGGACGCAACAAGGACGUUGACCGUGACACGCUUCCCUCUGAGUUCGGGGGAGGGAGGAGUGUCCGCGGCAAGAACCUCCCCUUUUCGUCACACCUAUCCAACCAAAGAGGGGGAGGGCCUCUGGUUGUCAGGCUGAAUUUGAUUGGCUGGCGGCAGAAAAGACCGUGACGUUUGACUGACAGGUGAACGAUGGGGAAGAAGGGGACAGGAGGGUUCGGACGAGCAAGAGGAAUCUAUGCAGUUUAGAAAACCACGCCUCCCCGCCACUGGGACAGCCAAUGAGGAUUGGGCAUUUCGGUGAUCUGAUCAGGUCCGCGGUCGUCAUCUCGAAGCUGUCGCAGCUGUUCUUCCGGAAGAUCCUAAAAAAUGAAGAGAACGCAUUAAAAAGUAAAGAAGAAAAACAAAUGUAACUACACUAAGAAGCGCUGGUUGCCCUGGUUACCUGAGUGUCGCGGUGAUAUCGUUGCUUUCCCGUUUCUUGAUGGGGAACGUUUGUUGCUUCGUUGUUUCCGUGGUGCUGCUGUUUUGGUGCGUGUGACGCGUCCCGUGACGUAUCGGCCUGACACGAUUUAGCUGUUAAUGUUUAGUCUGUACGUUUUAAAGCAUUCGCCCAGAUCCCACCUGCAGCCCCGAGUGUGCGUGCGUGUGUGUGCGGUUUUUCAUCCACGCUGUGUGAGCGCAUGAGUUGCACAGGUGCUACUGACCAGCAGAAGGUGGAUUUUCUCUGUGGAAGGUGGAACAUGUGACACACAUACAUUCAUAUAAAUUCCCAACAUAUGCUGCUUUUGAUUGCAACCGGGAAUUUGGAAUUUCCAGUUUCAUUAACCUGGGAAGUUUCUGAUUAACAUGACGUUGUUCAUGAGUUCAAAUCAGUUCUGAACGCCUUCGUCUGCUUUUGUGUUCUCUGUGGAAAAGCAGCAAAGCAAACCUGCGGGAACGUUGACGGCUCGGAUGUCAUUCCCAGUGCUGAUUUCCAAAUUCCGCGGUGCAUUAAAUGCAGCAGUAGCUCAUGCAUGAAUCCAUGUUUAUCUUUUCAUGCAGACACACUGGACACUCGCCCCCUAACUCGCGAAUUCCCCGUGUUACAUAUCAAACCAGUGACUGCGUCGCUUAUAGCAUGCUGUAGCGUUAGCUUGUGUUUCGUGUAGAUUAUGUAGAAGCUGCUCGUUACAGAUCGGUCAUCAGUUUUCUUCCUUUUUUAAACAUUAAAGACGUUUCUGUCCAGACUGGCGCCGGGACAAAGGCGGCUGAAGAUUAGCGGUUAGCUGAACGUCUGCAGGACUCCUUACAGAGACCGCUGAUUAAGAAAUGUGACGCAGCAAACAGCCUCAGGACUGCGUGCUGUGUUGAAGAUCGCGCCACCGCCUGCGCUAACAUGUAGGACCGCGGCGUUGAAGAGGAAGGGUCGUCUACGCUCAGGCUCUGUGAUACGGAGGUUCAUCUGCUUCUGUUGAGGCCUCGCUGGACGACCACCACCUUAAAACCUCACGGUCCCCUCCUGCUCAGCGCUCAUGGUUAGUUUUGUUUGACGGCGUCUUCUCCGGUUUCACCUGUUCUGCUCUGGAUCUUUUAGACCCUGAUCGGGCUGCCGACGUCCCUGACUUACAGUUUUUGUUUCGUGUUUCCUGAGAAAUGUAUUAUUUGAAGCUUUUCAGAGCUUCACACCGCCUUUCAUAACGAGUCAAAGCUGUUUUUUGCUUCUCUGUAGAGACCUGCCGACAGGAAGCUGACGUUAGUUUGGCAGUCGUGCGUCCUCCUCAGCCAGCUCGAGCGUUGGAAACAAAUGUUGUUUUGUGGAAAACGUGUUUUCUGACCCAUCACAGUAGCUAGCAUUAGCUUUAGCAUUAGCUUUAGAUGUCUGUGGUGCCGUGUAGCCUGUUUUGUUUCAUUCUUGGCUUCCCAAAACCAAAACGUAACGCGCGUUCACCAAAGCUCGCAGACCCCGCCCCCGCCCCUCUCCUCCAAAGAGCCCAGCAGAUGUGUGGUCAUGUGCCGUGUCUGUAGAUUUAGGUCGAUCUCGCACUUUUCUCUCUGCUCGUUCCUUCUGGUUUUCGGUGUUUUCACAUGUAGAGCUGUCGACUCAGUAUGAACCAGUGUGCUUGUUUUACCUGCGUUUACACGACUCCCUCGGACAUUUAGAGAACCUAAACCCACGUCCCCAUUGGCUGCUUCGUUCAUCGUCCUUCGUUCGUUCAAGCGGUUGACGGUUGUCCAGGCGGCGUCGCGGUCGUCGCGGCAGUCUCGGGUUGGUGAUUGUGGUGGAUGCGAGGAUGCCGUCAUAGCACCAGCCAGCUUGUUGACACUGAUUUUGCCAUGUGUGAGUGUUUGUUUUCUGUGAAGUUCCCGCUCCUGCGUGGCGGUCGCUCGUCGGGUCCCGCCGCCAUCCUCUCGAAAACAUGGACAAAACCUCACGAAACCCACGCAGGCAACAGUUGGAGAUUCGGCUACGUGAAGGUUCAAAUGGUCGUCGGCACGUCUGCCCGCCCCGUCCUCUCGUCUCUUCCUGUCGUGCUGUAGAUGUUUGGUUGUACAAAAAGAUGGCGCAGAGGGUCGGAGUCUGCCCCCUCCCUUCGCCCUGCAGGCCCCGCCCAUCCCACUGUGUGUACUACUUAUAAUAAUGGUAAUAAAAAAGGCAUGCAAAAGCGUUGUGGAGUUUGCAUGAUGGUGUUUUUUGUACCCCACCUCCCCGCCUCGCCCUUCACGUCGUGCACUUUACCGCCAAUCAGACCCCGUUUGGUUUCUAUGGAAACACUUCACAGUUACUUUCGUUCGUGACGCGUCAUUCUUACGAUGUUUUCUCCAGAGACCGGUGUGAUGUUUAAAUAAAUGUGAAAGGUUAAAUUCCCAUCCCACGAACUCCAGCCCUCCCGCCGGGUUCGGACGCCUCCGUCGCCUCCCGAUGUCUGCGUGUUCGCUUCCACUGUUGCAUUUGUGUGUGUGCGUGUGCGUGUUGAAGCAGCACGAGUGUGUUUCAGUGUGCGAAGCGUCCAAUCGCAGGUGGGCGGGUUGCAGCAGGUUUCAAAAUUCCACUUUUUUUUUUUUUAGAUUGCGACAGAAGCGAGGAGAGAAGCUUGCAGACGCCAUGAUCACUGUUACCGCCGUGGCGUUGAUUCGAUUCAGACCAAAGCAUUUCCGCCCUCCCAUCCAAAUGUUCGCCGCUAAUCUCAAAGAGCACAACGCGAGUCGAGUUUACAAAUAGAGAGUAAAUAUACAAAUAGAAACGAUUAAACGCCAGCCCCGCCCCCUCCACCGCCAUCAAUCAGACCGACCCGCCUCUCUCCCUCCACCUUCAGAGUCCGAACUGAAAACAUGACACAUCCGUGACGUGAGUCCCGGUUUGUUUGCACAGUCUUCACGCUGCAGGAUCAACGCUCCGCUGCAGGGUUACAGGCCACGCCCCCCACAUUCCUCCGAACAGCCGGAGAGAGAAAGUUAAGCAUCAGCAGAUGUGGUAAAGGUCAAAGGUUGAUCUCAGAUUCUCUUCAGAGCGCCCCUAUCAUCCUCCAGCGAGCAUUCUUCCUGUGCGAGAGUCGUGUGACAUCACAUGUGCACGCAACAAAAACACAAACAGAUAAAUCUGAGUCACAUCCGGAUGUUCGCCGCCGUUCAGCCUUUCUGUUGUUUCCAUUUCUGACAGAGCGGGCGCACAACGCUGGAAAAAAUCACGUGAAGAGAGUUUGAGCGCGAGACGCCAUAGCCUGACUCGCCGUUAGCUGUUAGCCGUUAGCCCGUGUGGGAGUAAUGCGGUGUGGGCCGACUCGGGGGUCGCGUUCCAGCGCUCUGCGGUUAUUUCUGCACGCUGACUCGUGAGCACAGCGGCGUCUGUCUUCGGCGCAGUUAAGCCGCCUCCACGCUGAUUUUUGUCUUCCUGAAACCAUUUUGAAAAACCAAAACGUGCUCGGCGCCCCGCUCUGCGCGAUGACAUCACAAACAUGUUCAGUGUUCUUUAUUUGGCGCUCACGCUCGUCCCGUUGCUCUCCGACAGUAUUCACUCUAAACAGUGUUUAUGUUCUCUAGUGGGAGGGGUGGGAGGGGUUAGGGGAGGGGCCAUAGAGACAGACCACGCCCAUAACCACCCCUGCCAUAACAAGUAGGAAAGAUAAUAACAUCGUUAUCCUCAUUAUUACUGUUGUUAUUACUAUGAUUAUUACCAAACAGACAAAUAAAGAUGCAGUAAACAUUUGCAAAAACCCGGAGGGAGACCGAACGGCUUCACAACGUGAUCGAAUCAACUUUAAAGAUGGAGGUGACGAUUCUAUAAUAGCAAUGAUUUAAAGUACAAAGGAGUUAUGUUAUCAUAAUAAUAGUAGUCAUAUUGAAUAUUGAAUGCUCGCAAUUUUGUCAAACUGAAACUGGAUUCUUUGUGUUAUGUAAUUAUUGUAAAUAACUUCAAAGAGAGAAAAAAUGACUUGCAUGUCUAUGUAUAAAUCUACUGAGAUAUCUAUUCCCGUCAAAGUCUGCACGCAGGCCCGCCUCUGUCCUCUUUCGCCUCUUUCGCCCGCCCUCGCUGUGGCGCCCCCUCUGUUCGUACCGUGCAGCUGAGUUGCGACAGCAGAGACGAGGAGAAACUUGGCUUCCUAUUGUCGCGUCUGCACACGCUCAGUUCCGAAGCUGUGUCUGCGCCCGCCUGUGGACGGAGAAGGCACGGCGGUGUUUUUAGUAGCAGGACGCCCGCUGAGCGGUGCCGCCGUCCCUUUGAGUGCCCGUGUCUCUUAGUUUCUUUCUGAAGGAGCGAAUGAAAACACCACACAGGUUUUUGCGGCACAAAUGCAGCCACGCCUCCAUCUGUUACCCCAGGUCCAGAGGCUCCACCCACUGGCUCCUCUGAUGAAAGUGCUUCCCUCCAUAUUAGGAAAACUAAGCCCGCCUUCAGGGCUUUCCAGGCCACACCUGCACGUCACUUUGGAAGCCAAGUCAGCAGUUUUAAACUCUCCCUCUCUCGCCGUCCUGUUCAAUCUCAGCUGAAGCAAGCUCGCCAAACGACACACCGAAAGCUCCGCCUCUUUACCUGACUGCUUCCCCAGAGUUUAGCCUGAGCCUAGGUCUAAAAGACUCAACCUGCCAGCACUUAGCCAUAUCCAAUAUCAUCCUGCUGCACUGUAAACAAUCUGACUGACGAAAGCGGCGUGGUGUCACGGCGCCAGGUUGCUUCCGCCCGUCAGAACCGAGACUCGGUUAACGGAGUCGUCCAUCUCAGUAGAAGAAUCAUCGUCUCCGAUGGUUAGAUGACCUUCGUCUGCCGCCGCAGUCUUCCUUCUGCGUGGCUUUUCCAUCGUUUAGUCCUCACGAGUUCCCGGUGGAGGUCUCAGCUCCAGACGACACGCAGGUGAAGCGGUCCACUUCCUGUGGUUUCACCUGGUCUGACGGCUCAGCGUCUCCUCCACGCCACGGCCACCAGCGCCACCACCUGGUUUCAGGCCCGCUCUCUAGCCUCACACAGGCCUAACCUGACGAAGCGUGCAAUAUUCAGAGAAACAAGGGCUUGUCUUUAUCAUGCAGAGGCGUCGGCCAUGGCGCGGGAACUUCAGACACCGUAAUUGAAAGAAGCGUGAACCCCACCUGAUUUUUAGGGCAUGUGGUGAGUGAGGAACAAAGCUAUCUCGGGGGAGGGGGGCGGCAGGUGGGAGGCGGAGCCCUGAGGUCAGAAAAAAGCAAAGCGCUGAGUAAGAGAGAGGACGGGGGCGCCGCGCGCAACUUUGACCGGAAAUGCAACUUGUGUCCCGUUUUUUUUGUGUGUGUAUGUGUGCGUAGCGUAAUGUAAAAGCGAUCUGUCCCCCCCCACUCCACCUCACCACCCCAACCCUCUCCCCCCUCCAGAAAGAAAACAUUCCCCCCCGACCCUGCCCCCU